AUGAAGGCUUCCGUCGCUGCCGCCAUCUUGGCUUUCACUGCCUCUGCUACCGCUAAGGGCCUCUUCAACAAGCGCGCCGACUUCCCCAUCCCUUCAUCUGCGGGCACCGUUACCUACGAUGCCGCUGAGGAGAUCUCCGGCACCUUCGAUGGUGGCCUGAAGACCUACGGCCGUGGUGUUUCCUGCACUGGUCAGGACGAGGGUGGCGACUCUGACGCUGUCUUCAUCCUUGCGGACGGAGCUACGCUCAAGAACGCCAUCAUUGGUGCCGAUCAGAUCGAGGGUGUUCACUGCGAGGGUUCUUGCACCAUCGAGAACGUUUGGUGGGAGGCUGUCUGCGAGGAUGCUCUCUCGCUCAAGGGUGAUGGCGAUGCCACUGUCACCGGCGGUGGUGCUACCGGUGCUGAGGAUAAGGUCAUCCAGCACAAUGGUGCCGGAACUGUCACCAUCGACGGCUUCACCGUCGUCGACUUCGGCAAGCUCUACCGCUCUUGCGGAAACUGCAAGGAGAGCGCCGAGCGCCACGUCGUCAUCAAGAACGUUGUUGCUGAGUCUGGCAAGCUCCUUGCUGGCAUCAACAGCAACUUCGGUGACACUGCCACCAUCUCCGGCACCUGCGCCACCGAUGUCAAGGCCGUCUGCACUGAGUUCGAGGGUACCACCCCCGGCAACGAGCCUGAGGAGACUUCUUCCGGCCCUAGCAACGCUUGCAUCUACACCGAGUCUGAGGUUGCUGCGUGCUAG
Molecule: messenger RNA, 744 nt
Organism: Didymosphaeria variabile
Lineage: Eukaryota; Fungi; Ascomycota; Dothideomycetes; Pleosporales; Didymosphaeriaceae
Exons: 2
Coding region: 1-744 (247 amino acids)
Biological process (GO): pectin catabolic process
Cellular component (GO): extracellular region
Molecular function (GO): pectate lyase activity
Source: RefSeq, a predicted model, not a curated record